This is a messenger RNA of Raphanus sativus (radish), 1220 nucleotides long. Its product is annotated as F-box/LRR-repeat/kelch-repeat protein At1g09650-like. NCBI's taxonomy places the organism in Eukaryota, Viridiplantae, Streptophyta, Magnoliopsida, Brassicales, Brassicaceae. Bases 26 to 1150 code for a protein of 374 amino acids. The transcript has a single exon. The record is from RefSeq and is a predicted model, not a curated record. Gene Ontology annotation, molecular function: protein binding.
GAGCCUAUGUAUCUCUUCAUCAUCAAUGGCUAGGAAGACAAAACUUAGGAGGAUAGAAUCAGUAUCAGUACCCCACCAUGUGGUAGAGCUAAUCAUGGAGAGACUCCCUGUGAAGUCUCUGCUGAGUUUCAAGGCUGUGUCGAAGCAAUGGAAAUCAACGAUCGAGUCCGGGUUCUUCCAAGAAAGACAGUUGAAGCAUCGUCAGCAGUCUGGAGAUCAAGAUGUUCUCAUGGUGUCUUCAACUUCUCUAAGAACACUUGUGUUUGGUUCACUAUCAUCAUCAUCAUCAGUCAAAAUCCCUUGGGGAAACGAAGACUACUUAGUUUGUCAGAGCAGCGUGGACGGCCUCCUUUGUCUGUACGAUACUGACCAACCUGGUUUUGUGGUGAACCCCACAACAGGAUGGUAUCGGCCUCUUCCUCUCUCGAGAUUACAACAACUCAUAAUCGGCUUAGGAGACGGUUACUACAAGCUUGAACACGCAAACUUCGAUCCUGGGUUCGGUAAAGACGAGUUCACAGGAACACACAAGCCCGUCUGGCUCUACAACUCUUUCGAAAUAGGUCUUGAAAACGCUACCACGUGUGAGGUUUUCGACUUUCAGACCAACUCUUGGAGGUACGUCACACCCUCAGCUCCUUGUCGGAUUCUCGGAGGUUUGCCCACUCCUGUGUUUGUAGAUGGGUCGCUUCAUUGGUUCACAGAGUGUGAAGAAACCAAGGUGUUGUCCUUCGAUCUUCGCACUGAAACUUUUAAAGUCAUCUCUAAAGCUCCCUUUGCAUCCAAUGAACGUCGUCAGUUGAAUAUUCUUUUGUGCAACCUCAACAACCGCUUGUGUGUAUCUCAGAAGAAGAAGUUUGACCAAGUUAUAUGGUCGUUCAAUUCAUUCAACAAGACAUGGGACAAGCUCUGGUCCAUAGAUAUUAAUCGAACUCGGCUUUCCUUUGGUUUCCCAUCAUUAUGCGCUCUCUCACCACUAGCAAUUUUUGUGGAGAAGGAGAAGAAGAAGAAGAAGUUGUUGUUUUAUGAUCAGGGUGACAAUCAAACGCUGGUGAUACAUGACCCUGAAACCCAAUCACAUGAUGUUGCUUUUUCUGAUAAAUCCAUUGGAUAUCCUGUUUGUUAUUUUCCAAGUUUAAUCUCUAUUUGAUCAUUGUUAAUUGUUAAUAUCAAUCAAGGUUAUUGUGUACUUGUUUCAUAGUAUUUGAUUUUUUUUUUCU